AUGAAGGUGGUGUCCUUGGACUUGGAGCAUGUGUUGCUGGAGACCUUGCGCGGCCACACUGCACUAACUCUGGGCGACUGGCUGCCAAUCCGGCACCAGGGCCAGACCUACGAACUGAUGGUUCGAGAUUUGGAGCCGGAAACAGAGAUGGCGCUAAUCGACACUGACCUGACAGUGGAGGUUCUGCCCAGCGAGCAGACGGAGGCCGAGCUCCGCGCAGAGGAAGAACGGGUUGCCAGAGAAGAGGCGGCCAAGCGGGAAGCCGAGCAUCGGGAGCAGAUGCGGCUGGAGCGCUGUCGCCAAAAGGCGCAGCAGCUACCUCCGGAGCCGGAUGCUGGCGCUGGCGCCGUUCAGCUGCUGAUUCGGCUGCCAGCAGGCGGCCGCCUCAGCCGCCGCUUCCUGCGGCAGGCGCAAUUGCAGGAGGUGCUGACUUGGGUGGAGUCAGAGCCAGAGGCCUUGGCAGAGCCUGGGGAGUUCCGCGUGGUGCAAAAGUGGCCGGGCCACUGCCGUGAGCUGGGCCCGGAAGAGGCCAACCAAAGCUUGGACUUUCUGAAGUUUGCACGACAGGAGGCUCUCUUCCUUCAGCGCUUUGCUGCAGAAGCUGAAGUGGCAGUGGAGCCGGAGGCAGAGGAGCUGGAAAUGGGCGGCUCCUCACCCUCCAGACCACCUCGAGGCAAGCCAGACAAGGGUGUCUGGGCGGAGGCCGAGGAGAGAAAGCACACGCUGUGCUGGAUCGACGGCUAG
Effrenium voratum is the source of this 744-nucleotide messenger RNA. The record is from the annotation of a GenBank genome assembly. NCBI's taxonomy places the organism in Eukaryota, Dinophyceae, Suessiales, Symbiodiniaceae.